CUCCCAUGUCCCUGUCACUACUACCUGGACACCCCCUUCUGUUGUGGGACCACAUUCCCAUCCUCCUUUAGUCUCUCCCCUCGUCUCCUGUCCUCCUUCCGUUAUACCGCAUCACUCUUGGACAAAAACACCUACUCUGUCUCUCUGUUCAGUGCAAUUGGAUACACCCAAGGUGACUGGGAAAUCUGCAGCUGAACGCGAACCUCGCCCCGCUCCCGAACCUCGCCCCGCUCCCGAACCUCGCCCCGCUCCCGAACCUCGCCUCGCCCCCGAACCUGUUCCUGUGCCCGAACUUGCGCCACCCAGGCAGAGCCCUGAUACCCCCAAACCAUGUUCUGUUCAACCAGAUCUACACCUCGCUCCUUUGGCCCACCAAAGUAUUGAACGCUCCCAUGUCCCUGUCACUACUACCUGGACACCCCCUUCUGUUGUGGGACCACAUUCCCAUCCUCCUUUAGUCUCUCCCCUCGUCUCCUGUCCUCCUUCCGUUAUUCCGCAUCACUCUUGGACAAAAACACCUAUGGUGUCUCUCUGUUCGGUGCAAUUGGACACAGCCAAGGUGACUGGGAACUCUGCAGCUAAACGCGAACUUUGGCCCGCGCCCGAACUUGCGCCACCCAGGCAGAACCCUGAUACCCCCAAACCAUGUUCUGUUCAACCAGAUCUACACCUCGUUCCUUUGGCCCACCAAAGUAUUGAACGUUCCCAUGUCCCUGUCACUACUACCUGCACACCCCCUUCUGUUGUGGGACCACAUUCCCAUCCUCCUUUAGUCUCUCCCUUUCACCUCGUCCCUUGUCCUCCUUCCGUUAUUCCACAUCACUCUUGGACAAAAACACCUAUGGUGUCUCUCUGUUCGGUGCAGUUGGACACAGCCAAGGUGACUGGGAACUCUGCGGCUCCCUGUGGUGUGGCCCCGGCCUCCCCCUUAAUGCUGACGUCCAGGACGUUACCCAUGCCACUCCUUCUUACCUCUCUUGUCAAUGUCAUGGUACCCAUGGCUCCCCAUGCAAUUGGAUUGGUGCAAAAUGUAAAAGCCAACCUUGAAAAGGGAAAGACAUUUCAUGCAGCUGCAACGCAACCUAAGCAUCAAGCCGCACAUGCAUUUAGCCAGAUCACCACACCUCAGAGUCUGAGGUCUGCCGACACACCAGCCAUCUGUGUAGGCUCAGCUCAGACCGUCCUCAAGCUGUCUCUAGGCGACCCCUACAGUGCGCUAUCUGUGAAAGCGCUCGCAGAUUCUCCCUGCGAGAGGCUGCCCAAAGCCGUCGGCUCGCCAGAAGCCAAGCAAGUUCUCCCGGCCUCUGAGAACGAACCGACCUCCACAGUAAUGGAGGCAGACAUGCCUUUGGUCACUGAGGAUUCGGUUACUGAGGGUACAGCCAGCAGCCAACCUUUUAGCACAGAUGAGAGACUGGCUACUCAGGUCACUGCACCCAUGAGCACAGACAUUGGGACAGUAACUAUGGUCACUGCAGACAAUAACACGGGUGUUGGAAAUGCAGUUAUAGCAGCCACGGUCACUGGGGCAGACAGUGAGACAGCUGUGCUCAUUGAACACCCUACCAUCAUGACUGCAGAAAGCAGAAACAAAAUUGUAGCGUCUCAGGAACUGACCACAGAUAGUGGUAACAGGGCAACUGUUACACUCAUUGAUAUGCCUGUAGCUAAUACCACAGCUGGGAUAAGCACCACUGAACUGACUACAGACGUGAGCUCAGUAGGCGUGAACAUGCCUGUCGAUGGAGAAGCAACUGAAGCAAACCGCUCCGCUGUACUUGCAGAGCCUGACAUUACCACAGGUCAGCACCUUUCCCAGGCAAAUGGACAGAUUCAGAUCACAGCUUCUGCUUGUGGCCAAAUUCCUAGCCCAACUGUAAGUGGAGAAUGCAAGCCGAACCAGAACUUUACAAUUUCAUCAGAUCCCUCCACGUCGCCUUCAAGUUUCCGAGAGGCUCCGGAAGGACGCAUGGUGACCUCCCCUCAGGCAGACUCCUUAAGUCCUGGGCUGGGUCAACAGAAGAUGUCUGAGGGAGUCACCAGUUUGAAGGACGCCAAAGUAGGGUCCCCCCCAAGCUCCACCCAGGUUAAAUUAGAAGACGAGAGUUUCAUGUGUCCGCUUGAGGGGGAGGAUGACAGUGGGGAGACCAACCUGGAUAGUGGCAGGAUCCAUGCUUACAGUGAGCCGGUGGACAGGUGCUUGCUGCCUUGUGUCUCCUUGACUCGAAUCCCCAUCCCCAUCCCCCCUCCGGGUCGUCCUCUGCCCCGCUUCUAUGUUGUCCCAGGCACCAAAAAGAAUGAGAUCCUGCUGCAGAUAAUGGAGGAAAAGGGCCAGUUUUCUCUCUCUCUGGAUUCUGUCACUGUGUCCACUUGUCUGAGAGCCCCUCCUCCCCCUCCUGUGAAUGAUUGGGUGCGGUUUUGUGCCGUUUGCCGCGUCCCAGGGGCAGCAAUCGUUUGUUCAGUAUGCAGCUACAGCUUCCACAGGAAGUGUCACAUCCCGUCGGUCAACUCUGAAACAAGCAGCAGCCACUGGCAGUGCAUGCUGUGCAGGGACUUCUCGGAUGUGGGGGAUCAGUACUGCAGUAGUGUGGAUGGCUACCCAUCUCUAAGCCUCCUGGAGCAGAGGAGAUGUGAACAUGUGCUGCUUAUGCUGUUGUGUGAGACAUACAGCUCGGCCCUGUACCAGCCAGGAGAGUCAACAUCUAGCUACUCGCGUAGCAUCAGCAUCAUGAGCAUACAAGGCCGUCUGUCAUGGGAACUGAAACCUCCUUACCGCACACCCUCUCAGUUUGUGACUGAUGUCCGGCUCCUGUUUGGCAUCCUAAAAAGUUCAAAGGAAUCCAGCAAAAUCGCCAAGCUGCAGAGCUGUUUUGAGAAGACCCUUUUCAAAGUUUUUGGGAAGAGCAUGGACGACUUUCCAAAGUAUGCAUUCCGAAAGAAGCCAGAGGCUAAGAAAUGGGUAGAAGCGGCAAGCCCAAGAUACAGCGAGACACUGAAGAGGAUGAGAGAGUUCCUAAAGCAGAAUCCGUGUGAGCCACCCACGAAACGCCAUAAGGAUGGCUGCAACAGUUGACUGACGGGAAAAGUAUUUACCACAUUUCCUGUAAACUGACAUUUCCAUGUUUUAUUGUUUUACUUUAGUACAUUUUUACAAUAAAAGUGGUAUGUAUUUUAA
This is a messenger RNA of Paramormyrops kingsleyae, 3175 nucleotides long. RefSeq lists its product as uncharacterized. Lineage: Eukaryota; Metazoa; Chordata; Actinopteri; Osteoglossiformes; Mormyridae. The record is from RefSeq and is a predicted model, not a curated record. Gene Ontology annotation, cellular component: nucleoplasm. Gene Ontology annotation, biological process: positive regulation of type I interferon-mediated signaling pathway; innate immune response. Gene Ontology annotation, molecular function: ubiquitin protein ligase activity; zinc ion binding.